Megalopta genalis is the source of this 3346-nucleotide messenger RNA. RefSeq lists its product as uncharacterized. Lineage: Eukaryota; Metazoa; Arthropoda; Insecta; Hymenoptera; Halictidae. The record is from RefSeq and is a predicted model, not a curated record.
UUCUCAAGGUUGCCGCGCGCAGGAAACGUUCCUGCGAACGAUACCGGCUCGCCGGACUGGCUAAACCGCGAUUAAUUAGCGAGGGAUCGAUUAAGAGCUGCUUUUUCGCCGAUUCGCUUGGCAAUUUCGAACGAAUUUCCGCCGUUCGCGGUCGUGUUUUCUUUGAUAGCGGCCAGUCGACGUCCGUUGUCUCGUUGCUGGCGAACAGUUUCGGGUCGGAUGGAGCUUGUCAGUGGCCUCCGGCUGAUCUAGGACUCAUACGAUUAGGCUGAACAGACGUUGCACGAGUUCGGGACACGAUUUCGGACGGUUUCUCCGUGUUUGGCGAGGUUCGAGGGUUUCGCGACCGACUCUUGUUGCAGGAGCAAGCAAAUUUAUGAUGCAGAGGGCUGCGUGGUUUCAUUGGCAACCAGUUUCUGAAUUGUCUCAGAGUUAUGCGCAACGAUUGCGUCGUGUUAGGUGAAAAAGUGUAACAACUGUAUUCAAGCGGUACUUGAGUUGGGAUUUUUGACUUCGAGGACUUUCGCUUAUUGUAAAUAUUCGCAAUGAUUAUGCGAAUAUUAUAGACUCUCGCGAACGCACAGUGAUAUAUUUUUAAGCAAUAUCAUAAACAUUUAAAGAAUCGCCACGGUUUUCGAUAGUCGUUAUGUUCCCGCGCGAACAAAUUUGUCCCGCGUCUGAAACGGCGCGUUGAAACGGCCAAAAAAUCGUCGAAAGAAUCGGAAAAAAAGGAUGCCCCGAAAACCGUCGAGUUUCCGUUUCUCGCAAACAACCGCUACUCGGAUCGGUAUUAAUGGCCAUGAUUCCGCGGUUCGAGCUCCGAGACGUUUGAAAAAGUGGGUGGAGCUAUGUUGUGCAACAGCGAGUAACUGAAUAAGUCGCGUGAACAGGUCUGGUCUGGUAAUCAGAAGGAAAUUAUGGAAUCCGGAGUGCAGAGGACUCCGCGGCCCUAUUUGUUCAACGCGAAACGCUGUUAUUGUACGUUCACGGCCCGUGAUUGGGAGGACGGUGUCAACUGUAGCGAGCGCAGUCCUUUCUGACCGGCGCUCAUCUUCGGCGAUCGGAGGACUUAAUGAGAUUCGCUGGUGCCCAGCGUGCGGCGUGGGAACGUUUUCGUAUACGUAAUUCGAUGAUUCAGUGCAUCGGAUCAAUAAGGACAGUUUGAUGCUGUUUUCUCGAACGCAGACGAGGAAAAGACCGGAGCCGCGAUCGUGAUCGUGAUUAUUAUCGAAGGUUGGAGGUGGAGGACAACGAUGAGUGUCAGGGUCGUCGUGAGCGUGACGGAAAUCGCAGACAUGAGUCCGAAAGAUCGGUACCUGGUUGAGGAGAUCGCCCUUUCCACCGCCUCCGAGGACGUGGGGGAUGGAAUUCGAGGGCACGAAAACGACACCGAGUCCUUGCAAUUGUUGUCCCAUCUUGAUCCUCCUGUGGACAGCGUGUACAUGAUAUGCGGGGUGCUGAUUGCUAUGGUGCUGGUAGGCGUCGUUAUCGUCCUACUGGCCGUAACUAUCAGCAAGCUGCGGAAAAGGGAGGAUCACUCGAAUGCCGUACACCCGGAGCCAACCGUCGUGCAGACGGCGACGUCGCCGAUCUCGACGAUCGUCGCGUCCUCGUACUCCGUCGAGGGAUGCUGCACGCAGAUGUCGACUACAACGACGUCCACGGACCUGGGCACUCCGGGUAUCGAACAGGACAACGUGUACGCGGCGAACGGCACCGCGGAACAAUUCGCAUGGCAGUUUCCGCCGCCUUAUCCACCGCCUCACUCACCGGCGCAGUAUGCGUUGUGCAACGGCCAGGAUACACUUGUGCACGCAUUACCGUCGGACAGGCCUGGAUUCGCGAAGGGUAUCCGCAAGAAUAUCGGGGGGCGCUGGCGUCGCCUGGUUAAGCGGAAACCGGAAACGGAGACUUGUGCCAUUCCUCCUGAGCUGAAAGAUCAGCUGAAGACGAUCUACGUCUAUUGACGGAUCAUCAAACCGUUGUCGAUUCCGUCAGACGAGACUUCCACUCAGUCAGUAAUCAAUGUUUUCCUGUACGUAAGAUAACUAUACCAAGAAGAAGGGCGAAGAUGUACAAUAAAAUGAGGAUCGGAGCGCACGACGAUACGAAGCAGAACUCGACACACGAGCGACGUUACGGGAGCCCAGACAUCGUGAAGAGAAAAAUAGGAAAGAACGUGCGGAGCUUUAACGCGAAAAAAAAAUAACAUAUCACGAAGUGCCUAAAAACUGAUAAACCAUCUGACGCGUUGCAUAUUUUUGCAUAGAUAAUUGUAUAUUCGUAGGCAUAGUCUGCGGUUAAUUGACAGUUGUCACCGAGUCGAUCAAAAAGACAAAAAGAAAAAAACGACACAAUGAUUCUGGUCAAUUGUCGACUGUUUUCGUCGGAUUGUAGCAGUUCGAAUUUAAUCGUCGCUCGAUGCCCCGAAUGCAAACCGAUGUAAGAAGUUUUUUUAUGCGAGAGAGGAUGCAGGGACGUUUUUAGAGUUUCUGUAUCUGCGCGUGCGCACUCGAUGAGAGAGAGAGAGAGAGAGAGAGAGAGAGAGAGAGAGAGAGAGAGAGAGAGAGAGAGAGUUUCGUUUAGAGAAUCAGGACGACGGCGUCGAGAACCCCAUGAGACUGAAAUGUAAAAUGUACGACAAGACAAGUUACCCUCGUUGCUUUUGUGUACGUUUUUACAUGAUUAAUAUGAGAAGAAGAAAGUCGCUUUUCAAUCGUUAGUAUUAAUGUAUACCUGAGACAAUGAACGACCGUCGGAGCUGCCCUAAGCUGCUGUGUCCUGUAUGCCCGUUAUGGCAGCUCUGCGCUGUGCCCGUAGCCGUGCGCGCUCCCCCCCAUGGUUGUUCGUUGUUAGACAAAUGACCGAUGGAAAUUAGGCGUAUGAGCAUUAUUUGAAUAAUACAUUUCGAAAACGUAAUUUCGAUUGUUUUAUUUGGCUGGCUGUGUGCUAUUUUGAAAUAAUUUAAAAAGGAUUUUCCUAGAAAAUUAUCUCAUUGCUUCGCUCUCGAAUGAAACGUUCUUCUAUAUUAUAUUUGAAUGAAUCCUUUAUUUUAUUUAAUGUGCUCAAGCAUGCGGGACACCAAUCUAACGGCACAAUGGUGUAUUUGGAUCCAGAAAACGGCGAAAAAUGUUCUUUGACUGAAAUGACCUACUUGAAUCAUCGCGUAUCAAACUGUUGCUCAUAUCGAAUUGCUUUAGACAAAGGAGAAAUCUUUUUAUAUAUCUGAUAAAAAGACACAAUAUGAAAUUGUAAAUAAUAAUUACAUUUUUCUCAGUUUUCGAGAUGAUUCAUUUUCAAGUCAUACAACACCGACACGAAUGAAUAAAAUCGACAAGAAAUCGUA